GUCAAUUCAAGUUCAUUCCUACGAAUCGCUUGUUUCAUUUCUCGAAAAAGGAGUCGACGUGAGAUAUUUUUUUAACAUUUCAAAAUGUGUUCAGCACUCUUCACCUCCACCGUUUAAAGAUGUUCCAGUUUUUGGUGGGAAAAUCAAAUACUUCAGUGCAAGUCAAAAUUCAGGUGGUGAUCCUGGAACAACAGUGUUCAAUAACGUGGAGUACAUCGAUGAAAAUGAUAAAGAUCCUAAUGAAGAAAUUCAUACAUUUUGGAUUGUCAAUGAUACAGCAAAGAUAUUUUGGGCGAAGCCUGGCUUUUUUGUAAAUAACACUGAUACCAUUGGAGGAAUAUAUUGUGACUGGACUAAAGGACAAGGAAAGAUAUGGGUCAAAUUGCAUUCACAACGAAAGCUGAAGUCAUUUCCGGAGAUUCAGACCUCACUGACAUCUGGAGACGAAGUGGGUUGGGUUGUUAACCAGACUCAGUGUCACUGCCCGGGGGGCUGCCAGGACGGCAUCAUGGGAGACACCAUCAGAGGUUUCAAAGUUAUGAAAGACGGGAGUAUCAAUUUCUCUACCUCAAUGACAACAAUAUUUCCGCUGGCCUGGAACUAUAUCCGACUCAUCACAUUUGUUCACAUUCAUGCAAAUAACACUGCAACAUUUGUAACAAGACAUUUAGAUGCACCGACAUGGGAACAGGAUGGACUUGAUGUAAUGCACUGUCCGAUACACUCGGAACUGAACGCAGAAGGAGCUAGAUUCUAUGUAAAAAGAAUGUAAAAUUGUGA
Saccostrea cuccullata (small rock oyster) is the source of this 780-nucleotide messenger RNA. RefSeq lists its product as uncharacterized. The transcript has 4 exons. The annotation marks the transcript as partial. NCBI's taxonomy places the organism in Eukaryota, Metazoa, Mollusca, Bivalvia, Ostreida, Ostreidae. The record is from RefSeq and is a predicted model, not a curated record.